Messenger RNA from Miscanthus lutarioriparius, 1269 nucleotides. The record is from the annotation of a GenBank genome assembly. NCBI's taxonomy places the organism in Eukaryota, Viridiplantae, Streptophyta, Magnoliopsida, Poales, Poaceae.
AUGGCGGUGGAGUACCACUGCUGCUCGGCGGCCUUCUUCGAGCACAUCGUCAUCAUCGUCGUGCUCGUGCUCUUCGCGGGCCUCAUGUCGGGCCUCACCCUGGGCCUCAUGUCCCUCAGCCUCGUCGAUCUCGAGGUGCUCGCCAAGUCCGGCACCGAGCAGGACCGCAAGCACGCAGCUAAGAUUUUACCUGUUGUGAAGAACCAGCACCUUCUGCUAUGCACUCUUCUAAUCUGCAAUGCUGGCGCCAUGGAGGCUUUGCCCAUAUUCCUUGAUAGCUUGGUGACUGCUUGGGGUGCGAUUUUGAUAUCAGUGACACUGAUUCUGCUGUUUGGUGAGAUCUUACCACAGUCCAUCUGCUCACAUUAUGGGCUGGCUAUUGGUGCUUCAGUUGCUCCAUUAGUUCGUGUGCUUGUUUGGAUCUGCUUUCCUAUUGCUUAUCCUAUAAGCAAGCUAUUGGACUAUUUGCUGGGUCAUGGUCAGACAGCUCUCUUCCGUAGAGCUGAACUAAAGACACUUGUCACUAUGCAUGGGAACGAGGCUGGCAAAGGUGGAGAAUUAACCCAUGAUGAAACUACCAUAAUAGCUGGAGCUCUUGAACUGACUGAAAAGAAAGCUAAAGAUGCUAUGACAUCCUUGUGUCAAAUAUUUGCAAUUGAUAUAAAUGCAAAACUUGACAGGAAUCUGAUGCAAGAGGUACUUGAUAAAGGGCAUAGCAGAGUUCCUGUUUAUUAUGAAAAGAAAACAAAUAUUAUUGGAUUGAUAUUGGUGAAGAAUUUAUUAUCGGUUAAUGCUGAUGAUGAGGUUCCUAUAAAAAGUGUAACUAUCCGCAAAAUUCCUCGUGUUCUGGAAGAUAUGCCCCUCUAUGACAUCCUAAACGAAUUUCAGAAAGGUCACAGCCACAUGGCAGUAGUCAUAAGAAAAAAGAAUCCAAGUUACCCAACUGCUGAACAAGCUGCCAAUGAUGGUGGAACUUUCGAGGUGUCCAUUGCUAUUGAUGACAAGAACAGCGAAAAGGUCGUGAAGAACCUUCCACCACCGCUGCAAAGAUGGAAGAGCUACCCUAACACUCAGAACGCAUCAAAUAGAGGAAAUAGGCCUAAAAAAUGGUCCAAAGAUCAAGCAGACGUUCUGCAGGUCCAUAAAGAACCCUUGCCCACAUUGAGCGAAGAUGAAGAGGCUGUUGGUAUCAUAACCAUGGAGGAUGUCAUAGAGGAGCUUCUGCAGGAGGAGAUAUACGACGAGACAGACGUACAUGAGGAACAAUGA